Daldinia loculata is the source of this 563-nucleotide messenger RNA. RefSeq lists its product as uncharacterized. The transcript is spliced from 2 exons. The record is from RefSeq and is a predicted model, not a curated record. Lineage: Eukaryota; Fungi; Ascomycota; Sordariomycetes; Xylariales; Hypoxylaceae. Bases 137 to 313 code for a protein of 58 amino acids.
CGCACAUGUCAUUCAAGACUACCUAUCUAUCUAGAUAGAUCGGCAGCACCGCGGUUUCAAGGCCAGGAACAAAAAAACGGCGACGGACGCUGCGCCAUCGCAUGGUGUAUGUAUGUAGUUUCUAUCCCUAAUCUCUAUGAACCCCCUUUUCACAUCAGACUACUACUGCUACUACUGCUACUACUGCUACUGCUGCUACUCCUGCUACUAUUACUACUACGUACAGGCAUACAGGCAUAGUGACAGACCCUUCGAUUGCGUGAUUGCCCUCCCCCUUUUAAUAUUUAUCCUCCUGAGGCUUAGACAAGGCUAGUAAGCGCCAAGGUCUCUCUGGCUAAACAAACCCUUCUCCCCUUUUCCAUCCUAACUACAUAAUGUAUGAUCCUGACUACAUAUGAUGACGGUCACCAGUGUGUGUAGGUAGGGAGUUAGAGUCAAUGUCUUGCUCGAAACUCCGGAGCGGCGAACUGUUACGUAGCUCAACUACCGUGCGUACAUAGGUAUACACAUUCUGCUUCUUCGUAGUUGCUACCCACGGGCAGGCAGGCAAGGCAAGGCAAGGC